This is a messenger RNA of Paraphaeosphaeria sporulosa, 930 nucleotides long. Its product is annotated as kinase-like protein. Lineage: Eukaryota; Fungi; Ascomycota; Dothideomycetes; Pleosporales; Didymosphaeriaceae. The transcript has 2 exons. Gene Ontology annotation, molecular function: ATP binding; protein kinase activity. The annotation marks the transcript as partial. Gene Ontology annotation, biological process: protein phosphorylation. The record is from RefSeq and is a predicted model, not a curated record.
CCUAGCGAGGUCGAGAUUCUGAAGUCGUUACCACAGCACGAAUCUAUCAUCAGCAUCCUCGCCUACCUGCCCAAGUCGUCAACGCUACAAGGAGAUGCCACCGUGUUUGACUUCUGCCCGUUUGGAGACCUUUUCGAGCUAGGGAAGGACAUGUGGCAGAAGAGCCGGGAAACCUUCAGCGAGGAAUGCAUAUGGUCAAUCUCCAGCCAGCUCUCAGCGGCUAUAGCCUUUCUCCACGAAGGCAUCGCAUGUCGCAAACCGAAGGAUAGUCUCAACUGGCGCCCAAUAGUUCAUCGCGACAUCAAGCUGGAGCAUGUCUUCGUCAUGUCUCUCGGAGAGAAACAGAAACUUUCCGAAAUAACCAUAAAGCUGGGCGAUUUCGGCUUGUCGGCAUACUACGAUCCGUCCCAAGCGCGAAUGCCGGGCUGGUUCGGAACGCCAAUGAUGUGGCCGCCGGAACAGACCUGGGAAGGGCGCGAGGCCAGACCGGCUGGCGAGGUAUGGGCUACUGGGAGCGUCAUCCACGAAAUUUCACAUGGCUUUCCACCGGUCGUGAACCCGCAACUAACGAAAUCACUGCUGAAGGACAAGACAGGGUAUAUGCACUCGAUGUGGGAACAAGAGCUCCAGAAGCGAUUUUGGGAAGCCAUGUCGGAACGUAAGCCCCUACCGAUCAACCUUGACUCCCAUGAGCACGAUUUGAGGAGGAUACGACCAACUCCCAAGUAUUCGAACGAGCUCAACGGAUGCAUGUUGGCUGCGUUGGACAUGAGCAAGGAGAAGCGACCGACAGCGGGUGAGCUCACAGCGAUGGUAGGGGAACAUCAUGCAGCGUUUCUAUUCCACAAGAUGAAAGUUGAGAGUGAUGGACUCAUAGCUGGAAGCGAGGCUCUUCUUCUGGAAGAGACGGGGUUGGAAGCAUUGACGUAG